Messenger RNA from Dentiscutata erythropus, 584 nucleotides. The record is from the annotation of a GenBank genome assembly. Lineage: Eukaryota; Fungi; Glomeromycota; Glomeromycetes; Diversisporales; Gigasporaceae.
AUGAAUUCCAACGGUGACAAUAAUGAUAAUAACAUUAUUACUGCGCACGUGCAACCCUAUGACAUUAAUGAUGGAGUAAAUUCUGAAUGUUUAAUUACCCAUGUGAAUAAUAUGUCAUUAGGAAACCGUGAUCAACCGCCUUCUUACUAUUCUUCUCAAACAUCUUCGAGUAACAAUCAGGGAUAUAAUCCAAAUUUCGCACCUAACAACAAUAAUGGAUUUUCACCAAACUUCGCUCCUAAUAACAACAAUGGCCUUUCACCAAAUUUUUCACCUAAUAACAACAAUGGCCUUUCACCAAACUUUGCAGCUAAUAACAACAAUGGCCUUUCACCAAACUUCGCUCCUAAUAACAACAAUGGCCUUUCACCAAACUUUGCAGCUAAUAACAACAAUGGCCUUUCACCAAACUUUGCAGCUAAUAACAACAAUGGUCUUUCACCAAACUUUGCAUUUAAUAAUAAUAAUAAUGGUUUUUAUCAAGAGUAUCCACACAGACCACAAAUGUUACCACAGCAACAAAAUUUUAUGCCUAUGCAGAAUCAACAACAACAAGCUGCUGCUAACCAACCUAAUUUUGAAAU